Messenger RNA from Ixodes scapularis (black-legged tick), 1290 nucleotides. Its product is annotated as glutamate receptor ionotropic, delta-1. Lineage: Eukaryota; Metazoa; Arthropoda; Arachnida; Ixodida; Ixodidae. Gene Ontology annotation, cellular component: membrane. Gene Ontology annotation, molecular function: ligand-gated monoatomic ion channel activity. The record is from RefSeq and is a predicted model, not a curated record. Bases 1 to 1290 code for a protein of 429 amino acids. The transcript is spliced from 6 exons.
AUGGGAACCGUCUGCGACGUCAGCCUGGAGCCAGACGCGGGUCUGGAGCUGACGAGACCGCUGGAGGCCUUCCGCUCGUUGUCCUGCUGCCGCAUUCUGAACGUCGGCUUCGCAGCGCCCCAGGUUCCGCCGCACCUGCUGGAGAGCGACCUGGCCCUGAGCGAGAUCAGCUUCGAGGUGAACCGGACCAAGGUGGUGUCGUACCAGUACCCUGCCGUGUUCGACGUCAUCAGCUUCGUCGCCAGGGCGCCGGGAGUGACGCCCUUCGCCUUCGCCAUCAUCAGACCCUUCGACGGCCAGAUCUGGCUGUCUGUGGCGUUGUCUCUGUUGGUUGGCUCUCUACUCCUCGAGGCUCUACGCCUAAGUCCUGCCGAGAGCGGCCCGGGAGAUAGGCCUAACUUCUGGUUUCUUCUCUCUACGCUCGGCCGACAAAAUGCGUGGCAAGGCGAGCACGAAAGCCCAGGCUACCGCCUGUUCCUGGGCCCCUGGUGGCUGUACGUGCUGGUCAUGACGACGCUGUACAGCGGCCGCCUGGUGGCCUUCAUGAGCGUGCCCGUCUACGAGCCGUCCAUCAGGAACCUGGAGCAGCUCGAGGACGCCAUCAGGCACAAGGGCUUCAAGCUCUGCACCCAUCGGCAAACCAUCUUCAUCGAAUACAUACGGGUAGCCUACGAGCGAAAGAUGGCCCGCAGCGGAGCCCUGAACGAAGUUCGACUGCGUCAGAUGGGCGACGAGAGCUCGCUGCUUGUCUCGGACCGGCGGACGGGACUGCUGUGGGCACUCAAGUACCCCUACGCCUACAUGGACUCCAAGAUGUCCAUCCUCAGCGGCAUGUCGACGCUCCUGGACGCCAAAGACGCCCUUCGGCUCCACGUCGCGGACGACAACAUGGGUGUCGAGUACUGCGGAGCUGUCUUCCAGAAGGACUGCCCGCUCAGGGAGCAGCUCAACGCCGCGAGCCGGGUGCUGUUCGAGACGGGCCAUCUGAAGAAGUGGCUCAGUCAGGCGAUGCGGCGGCUGGACGAGGUCACUGAAGACCCGAGGCACGACUUCCACCAGCGCCGAGAGAAUCCGCUGAGCGCCAGCGACUUCAACGGCAGCUUCUACCUGCUCGGUGCGGGAUUCGUCGUCGCAGCCGCCGCUCUGGGACUGGAGAUGUGCUGCAUGGCUCUCCGCGACAGGAUGGUCGUUUACUACCGACCACGCACGGUCCUCAAGAAGUCCGGACUGCGACCUUUGGGGAAGCCACGCACGGACAGAGAUUUGAAGGUCGCGCUGGCUGUGCGCUAA